AUGGAGACUCAUCCGUACACAUGCAACACCUGCCAGGUGGCCUUUCGCAGCAGCGAAGCCCAGAGAGGGCACAUGAGAAGUGACUGGCACCGAUACAACUUGAAGCGUCGGGUUGCUACUCUGCCUCCCAUAUCGUCUGAGGUCUUUACCGAUAAGGUGCUGAACGCCCAGGCAGCCAACUCCGCUGCUGCCGCCAAAGCCACAUACGAAAAGUCAUGUGCCGCAUGUCAGAAGACGUACUACAGCGAGAAUGCAUUCCAGAACCAUAUCGGAAGCCAGAAGCAUAGGCAGCGAGAGGCCAUGCUGCGUAGAGAGGGAGGGAAGGAUGAGACGGCGUCGGUGAUGAGUGGUACUUUCUCCAUGGGGGAUCCGAUUAACGAACGCAGCGAGGCGGGCGAGGGUGAUGUCGAGCCUGGAGAGCAAGAGUUCUCCGAGAUUAUUAGUGGGAUCAAGGGUGCGAAGAUUGAUGCACACGAUCCGCUUCCCAUCCGUCCCCGACGCCCCAGCCACACUGUCGAGAAGGAGUCGGCGAGCUCUUCCGGUGUUGAGAAGGAUGGAGAGGGACCCGAAAUCUCGCUUGCUCAGUGCUUCUUCUGCAACUAUAAGUCGCCUAAUGUCAAGCUCAAUGUUUUGCACAUGGGCAAAUUCCAUGGCAUGUUUAUUCCCGAACAAGAGUACCUCACCGACGGAGAAGGUCUCCUUGAAUAUCUACAAGCAAAGAUCUACAAGAACAGCGAGUGCCUUUACUGCCAUAAAUUGAAGGCAACUCCAGAGGCUGUGCAGACGCACAUGAGAGAUAAGGGCCAUUGUAUGAUUGCCUUUGAAACAGAGGAUGAGCAGAUCGAGAUUGGCCAGUUCUAUGACUUCACAAGCACAUAUUCUGAUGACGAGGAAGAGGUAGAGGGAGAAGGAGAGGAGGGAGGAAAGGAAGUGCAAGAUGAUGGCUGGGAGACAGAUACUUCGGUUUCGUCACUCGACUCGGCUGAGAUUGGUGCUGAGCCCAUUGAUGAUCGAUCACAUCAGUACUCCAAACUGUCGCGGCACCCCCAUCAUUCAAAUACCGAUCCCCGCAAGCAUCGUAAUAUAGAUGGUUUCCACUCUCAUGCACAUACGCACGGCCAUGCGGCGUUUGUACAUGACGGUGAACUCCACCUACCAACUGGGCGCACCGCAGGCCACAGAUCCAAUGCCAAAUACUUCCGUCAAAACUUGCACAACUAUCCUACCGAGGAGGAACGCUUAACCAGGCAGCGUAUGAUUGAAGAGGCUGGUCCCGAUGCUGAGGAAGAAGGGGAUGAUCAGGCUAAUGGCACCAACAAGAACCGUGCUUUAACCUCGAGGGCUAACGGUGGCUUGGGUAUGAUUGGUGCUUCAGACAGUCAAAGGAAGGAAGUCCGCGGGGCCGAAGUGAGAGAGCGUCGACGAGCUGAUCGAUCUCGGCGACAGUAUGAAUGGAAGCUCAACAAAGGAGCCAACAGUCAGAAACAUUUCAGGGAUCCUCUUCUUCAGUGA
This is a messenger RNA of Nannizzia gypsea CBS 118893, 1512 nucleotides long. RefSeq lists its product as hypothetical. Gene Ontology annotation, biological process: ribosomal large subunit biogenesis. Gene Ontology annotation, molecular function: nucleic acid binding; zinc ion binding. Gene Ontology annotation, cellular component: preribosome, large subunit precursor. Bases 1 to 1512 code for a protein of 503 amino acids. NCBI's taxonomy places the organism in Eukaryota, Fungi, Ascomycota, Eurotiomycetes, Onygenales, Arthrodermataceae. The transcript has 3 exons. The record is from RefSeq and is a predicted model, not a curated record.